AUGAGAAUAGCUUUAAUAAAAAAUUAUGCAGUAUCUGUUUGUCGACUUACCUUCAUUAAACUCCGUUCCUCCCUUCCUGCUGCUCUUCUCUCAAUUCCUCUAACUUUGACAUUAUUUUGGAUUACUGGACUUUCAGAUUAUUUUUUUGAAAUAAAUUUUGAUGAUUUUAAAUGGCCUCCAUUUGUCGAUGUCCAAAAACUAGUUUCAUUAGAAUUACUUGGUUAUUCAACAGAAAUACCCCCAAUUAAUCUUUUGACACAAUUUCAAUUUCUUUAUCGCCCAACUUGUAAAAACAAUCGGUUAACUCGAAAACGUUCAAUUCUUGUUAUUGUAAAAAGUGCUCCUGAGCGAAUUAAAAAUAGAGAAGCAAUUCGUUCAACUUUUGGUUCUUCUUUAGAAAAUGAGAAUUUAACUGGUGGUUUUCGUUUUCGAAUAAUUUUUGUUUUUGGAAAGCCUGUUGAUUCUGUAAUGGAUAAUUUAGAAUUUAUAUAUUCAAUUAAAUUUGCACAUAAUUAUUGUAAUGGGGGAACUGUUCCUUUUGUUUUGUUAUUGGAUGAUGAUUAUUUACUUUUGCCUUGGAAUUUAGCAGCAGAAGUUGAAAAACAUGUUGCCCAUGAAAGGUUAUAUAUGGGUUGGCGUUAUGAUACAUCUCCCUUUCGAUUGAGAUGGAGAAAAUUUAGAGUAAGCAUAUCAGAAUAUCCUUUCAAUGCCUAUCCACCAUAUAUUACAGCUGGUGCUGUUCUACUUUCUGGACAGUCUAUUAAUGAAUUUUAUAUUGCCAUUCAACACACUGCUAUUUUUAUAUUUGAUGAUAUUUAUACAGGUAUUCUCUCCUAUUUAUUAGCAAUUCAACCACAACAUAAUCCAAACUUUUCUCCAUUCCCUCAUGUUGAUAACACAGACUGGUGGAAAACUUUAAUUGCAGAACAUGGGUAUUCCCCUAUUUUACUUAAUUCUACUUAUAAUGAAUUAGUGGAAAUAAGAAAAGAAGAAUUUUUAAAAAAUUAA
Meloidogyne enterolobii is the source of this 1008-nucleotide messenger RNA. NCBI's taxonomy places the organism in Eukaryota, Metazoa, Nematoda, Chromadorea, Rhabditida, Meloidogynidae. The record is from the annotation of a GenBank genome assembly.